Clunio marinus is the source of this 1275-nucleotide messenger RNA. The record is from the annotation of a GenBank genome assembly. Lineage: Eukaryota; Metazoa; Arthropoda; Insecta; Diptera; Chironomidae.
AUGACGAAGAAGUGGGAAAAGAAAAAACUUUCUUAUGACUGCAGUCAUCAAAAAUGUCAUAGUUUAAUUCAAGAUUUUGAAUCGUCAAGAAGUAUUUUUAGUAUGUGGAAGUUUUUACUAAUUCACGUUCUUUUUUGCCCAAUGUCCGUGAUAUGCUACAGUGCAAAGGUCACUAAAGAACUGUCAGAACCAAGAACAAUGGAUUAUUUUAAAUUUUUAUACAACGUGUUGCAAAAUAUUAAUCCAUUUCAAAAAUCUCCAAAUCAAAAAACAUCAAAACUCGAUGAAUUACCUUACAAUGGAAUUUAUUACGAUGGAAAUUCACUUAGUCAGCGUGUUCAUACAAUUGACAAAUUCCCAACAUUGGAAGAAUGGAAUAAGGAAGAAGGAAUGAUGCACAUGCCAUCAAUGACUGCAAUGACAACUCAUCAUGAAGAUAUGCAUAAGGAAGAGGAAGAAAAGGAAGAAGAGCCAUCGUUUUGGGUGUUUGAUAAACAUAGUGAUAAAAAUUUUUUAUUGAAAACAGGAAAAGUCCUGUUGAAACUUAUAGUACUGAAAAAAAUUAUAAAAUUCAUCGCACUUAUUGGACUUUUGUUCUUCAUUCCAACACUCAGAGAUAAUACUGAGACUGAGUCAACAACAAAAGAUUCUAGAAACUUAGAUGCUGAUGAUCGAAUCGAUUACAGAACAAAGGAAAUAUUAUUUUUCGCAAGUCAAGCGAUUGAAGGUUUUACUAUUGAUAAAACCUUUUGGUGUGUUGGUGCUCAAGAAAUCUAUUGUCGAUUUCAAUUGAUGUUUGAUAAUGUUGAUCAAAGUUACCCUGUUGACCAGAUUAUCAAUAUGUGGUAUCCACAAUCUGCUGCAAGAAUAAGAUCUUUUCUGUCAAAGUUAGCGCUGCCCAAAUAUAAAACCACAACACCAGAAACAUAUCUACAAAUCCCAGAAGAUCAAAACGAAGUUGAUCAAACUGAAGCCGAUGAAAAACAGGAUGAAAGCAAUGAAGAUGCUGGAAGCGGCUUUCAAAGGAAUUCUUUAGAGUCAGACGAUGAUAAUGAUGACGAAGAACAAGAUCUAAAGAAGAUUCAAAAGUUAAAAAGAAAUCAUCCAGAAAGCGAGCGUUCCAUGCUGUUGGCAAGUGUUACUGUUGAUGAGGUUUUGCUGUCAGAUGCAAAGUUGAUUUUUUCUUUUUCGGUGAAGAUCAAUCAAUCCAUUAAGACCAUGAAUAAACAUUGGCAUUCUUGUGGUUUUAAAAAUAAAAUGAAAGCUAAGGAUUAA